Papaver somniferum (opium poppy) is the source of this 6604-nucleotide messenger RNA. RefSeq names its product histone-lysine N-methyltransferase ASHH2-like. The record is from RefSeq and is a predicted model, not a curated record. Gene Ontology annotation, molecular function: protein binding; zinc ion binding; histone H3K36 methyltransferase activity. NCBI's taxonomy places the organism in Eukaryota, Viridiplantae, Streptophyta, Magnoliopsida, Ranunculales, Papaveraceae. The transcript has 17 exons. Gene Ontology annotation, biological process: regulation of DNA-templated transcription. Gene Ontology annotation, cellular component: chromatin; nucleus. Bases 372 to 6287 code for a protein of 1971 amino acids.
GGAUUAUCCCUUCAAUCAUCAUAUUCGUUUCUAAUCCUUUUCCUCAAAUUAGGGUUUCGAUUAUUCAUUCCAUAUUUGUCUUUUUUGCAGAGACGGUGAAGAAGAGGGGUGAUUUUAGGGUUCGUAAUCAUCAACCAAUUUCCACAGAUAGUCAACACAAAACGGUAUGGAUAUGAUUUCCAGUUUUAUCUCUCUCAUCCCCCUCUCUUAUAAUUGAAAGGGGUCGGUUGAUAAUUGGAAUUCAGUUAAUAAUAAUGUUCAAAUUAUCUGUUACACAGUGUGAUUAUAGUUAGUUCGUUUCAUGGAGGUGCAAAUUUGGGUUAAUUGUUAAAAAACCUAAGAGGAUUAGAAGGUCUGUCUGUAAAUUUGAAAUGGGUUGUAAUGGUCCUCGUGAUAUGGAUGAUGAGCCUUUGUCUGGGUUGUCAUCGGUUUCCAAUUGUUUGUUUGGAGUGGAAACAACAGCGCCAGAGGAAGUUGGAAAUGUUAGUAAGGGGUGUGAAAGUGAUAUUGUUGAACAUCUUUCUGAACGGGUUACGGAAUCAUUAGAUUUAGAUUAUGAUGAUACUGGAGAUGGAGAUGGAGAUGACAUGGGUUUUGGAGAGGGAAUGUGUUCUGAAGAAGCUUGUCUCAUAUCUAAUUCAUUUCUAGAUAUAGAGGAUCGACCUGCCGUGUUCCUUUCUCCUGGAUGUAGUAAUGCAGUUACCAAUGUGAACUCCUCCGUUGUUCAAGAUGUUGUGUCGGUUAGUAGGGAUGGGCAAGAAAAUCGGUCCUGGAACAAUGAUCUCUCUUUAUCAGUGAAAAUAUUACAGGAUGAAGCUUGUGUAAGUGAGCUUUGUCCUGAGGAAAGUUCUCAGGUGGGUCAGUUAUGUUGUUUGGUGGGCACUCAGGAAUUGUUAAUGGGAAGGAAAGUGUUUCAACAUGAGGGUGGCAUAAUUAGCACGGCACAAGACAAAGAAAUGUGCUUUCUGAAGUCACCCUUGAACACUUCACCGAGUAAAUGCACCCAGCGAUGUGAACAGGAGGAUCCUAAGAUGUUUGUACCUUCAGGUGAGUCGGAAGAGAAGCAUUAUAUUUUGCCUGGGUCCUCAAUCGCGCUAACAACCCAAGUAUCACAUACAGAAGAAGGCAACUUUAACACAAGUGAAAGUCCACAGAGUAAUCGCACCCAGCAAAAUGAGUACAAGGAUGAUGAGAUUUUUGUACCUUCAGAUGAAGCGGAUAAAGUUUGCAAGGAGAAUGUGGAAGAAAGACAUAAUGCUUUACCUGCUGAGAGCAAUGGGAUGACCCAUUUACCGGAUACACAGGAGAAUAACUCUUGUAAUUUAAUUGAAGGGCCUCCCAACUUGGCCUCUGAGUGUGCCAUUGAAGAUUCGGCAUCUUUACUGUUAUCUCAGCACUUGGGUGUCGUGAGUAUUAGCUCAUUUAAUUGUUCGGUGACACAAAAUCAUCAGGAAAUAGAUAGUUUGGCUGAUGCUUCGGCUUGUAGUUUAAUUGACUCUACUGUGCAGACAUUCAAUGAAAUAAAAGAUACUGUUGAAGCAGAUUUUGCUUCCACAUCCACAUUUACAGACAUUGUACAUUUAUCUCCGCAAAUAAGGACGCAGCAAAGUAAAUCCAGUGACAUGAUUCCAAGAAGAAAAACUGCACGGUUAAGAACACUUGUCAAUAGCAUUGUUCCAGCUAAACCCAUUGCUAUUUCCUCGGAGAUCUCCAGAGGGAAAAGAAGUUGUCCGUCUAAACAGGCACGCUCCUCAAUUUGGGGAACACUGGGAAAUAUUAUGGAUGUCUUUACGGAACAUGAUGGUCUUGUUAAGCAUGAGCCUGAACCUGAGCCGCAGUUCAAUCAAAUGGAGAAACAAAGGUCCAAUAAAAGAAAUAAUGGACAAGUAGGUAAAAGGCGAAAGAGCUCUCGAGCUGGUGGGAAUUCUCGCACUCCAAGGAAAGCAAAAUCCUGUGUUACAACUGGUCGUAUUCGUUUGAAGGUUAAAAUUGAGGAGGAAGAUCGAGGUCAAACAAGUCCUAAUGUUGUGCCCCCUGAUGUUAUUGAAUCUUUGGAGUCUGUGCCAAUUGUUGCUGGUGAGAUUUCCUCCAAACCAGUAUUUUCUGGAGAAAUUUCAGAAUUGGUGAAUGAUGUCGAAUGCAAGAUGGCAGAAAUUGUUCAUGACACUGGUGCUGACCUGGAAAAUUUAGUCACUUUUCAAGGUUCGUCGGUUCAGGAAUUUCUUCACCAUGGGGAUAAGUAUACUGCAGACCUGGAAAACUCUGUCACUUUUCGAGGUGCUUCUGUAGAGAGCACUGGGGCACAUGAUAUUUCCGUUGGAAGCACAUUGAGUAAUUGUUCUUGGGUUUCCUCACAAAAUAAGAUGGAGACCUUGGUAGAGGCUGUUGAUUGUAGGUACACAGAUCCCGGAACAUCACCUGAUUCAGAAGUGAUUAACUUAGUCCAGGAGGAUACUGCUGGUACAAGAGAAAGCAUGCUUCAUGACUCUGUUUGCAUUGAGGCAUGUCCCGGGGGAUCAUCUAUUGUCUCAGGACCUGAUGAACUUGGAGAAAGGUUUAAAGUGGAAACUAUUCUUCAGAGCUUUGAAACAUCUGGGGGGUUGUUUCCGACUAGUAAACCUGCUGGUUUGAAGCUUCCAAAAUGUCCUAAAUCCAUUUCUGGACUUAGCAAGCGCAGAUCACGUGCCCCUGAUUCAGCAAGGCGAGCGGUUGGAAGCACUCCUCCAAAGCAGAAAGGAGAUUCCCGGAAGUCUGUUAACAAGGGGAAAAGCAAGAAGGAGGGUACUUUGUCCCUGGCUAUGUCUAAAGGAGAAAUUCAACUAGAAACUGAUGAAGGUGCUGAUAUCUUUCCAAAGAUGGGAAAUCAUUCAGAAUUGCAAGGCUUACCUGAAUUGAACAGUAGUAAUAUUAUGGGGGCCCCAUCUGAUGCUCAAGCUCAAGAAAAACCUAAAAUUGACAACAAAAUUGCACCUGAAGACUUUUCUGAGUCAUCGGUGUCAAAUGCUUUUGACCAGCAGUUAUUACCUUCUAGAAAUGCAUGGGUUCUUUGCGACGAUUGUCAUAAGUGGCGUUGUAUACCAGCUGUACUUGCCGAUUCCAUAGAGGAAACAAACUGCCAAUGGACGUGCAAGGAGAACAUGGACAAGGCAUUUGCAGACUGUUCAAUUCCUCAAGAGAAGACAAAUGCAGAAAUAAAUGCGGAGCUGGACAUAUCAGAUGCAUCUUGUGAGGAAGAUGUUUGUAAUGCACAAUCAACUCGUAAGGGAGUUGAAGCCAAGAAGAUAUCAGAUUCCAAACCAGCUUCCUGGACGCUUAUUAAGACCAACUCUUUCUUACAUCGUAAACGUAAAACCCAAGUCAUUGAUGAGAUAAUGGUGUGUCACUGCAAGCCACCUCAAGAUGGCCAGCUUGGUUGCGGAGAUGAGUGCCUGAAUCGGCUGCUUAAUAUUGAAUGUGUUCAUGGGACCUGCCCUUGUGGCGAUCUUUGUUCAAAUCAGCAAUUCCAGAAACGCAAAUAUGCAAAAUUUCAGUGGUUUCGUUGUGGAAAAAAGGGAUUUGGGCUGCAGUUGCAGCAAAAUGUACCUGAAGGGGCAUUUCUUAUUGAAUAUGUUGGAGAGGUGCUUGACGUGCAUAGCUACGAAGUGCGACAGAAAGAGUAUGCCUCUCGAGGUCAAAAGCAUUUCUACUUCAUGACAUUGAAUGGCAGUGAGGUAAUAGAUGCAUGUGGAAAAGGAAAUUUGGGCCGUUUCAUCAACCACAGUUGUGAUCCUAAUUGCCGUACGGAAAAGUGGAUGGUGAAUGGAGAAGUUUGUGUUGGACUCUUCGCUCUAAGGGAUCUCAAGAAGGGUGAGGAGGUAACCUUUGAUUACAACUAUGUUCGUGUGUUUGGAGCUGCUGCCAAAAGAUGUAAAUGUGGUUCUUCGGUGUGCCGAGGCUAUAUUGGCGGUGAUCCAUCGAAUACAGAAGUUGUCGUCCAAGGUGAUUCAGAUGAAGAAUAUCCUGAGCCGUCGAUGAUAACUGAAGAUAGUUAUUAUGUGGACUUUGUGGAUGAAAAUUCUGAUUCUAGCUUGGCUGAUGGAGCUAUAGUAGAACACGGAGAGUGUACCGUGAAUGCUUCUGAUACAGUGUGUACAUCCUCUAUUAAACAGGCGGAACAGUCUCCGGAGAAGGGAAGCGUUUCUGUAUCUUCUUUCGAACCAUUGGUGUCUAUAACUGCUGAAGGUACUGCCAGAGAAUUUCCACCUCAUGGUCCAGGGGUAUUAUUACAAACACAGGACACUAUGUUCAAGUCCUCGUUAGGUUUUCCAUCAUCACAAACACAGGAUGCUACAAGCAGUGCGCCUAUUACUCAACCGUUGGAAACCUCUGUAACCACAAAGCUUAUUAGCAAAUCCCUAUCAGAUUCUGAUCCAGCUAACAAAAAGCAAAUUUCUGAGCGUCUUGAAGAGAAGUCAAAUAUUUCAAAACCACAGCCGGUCGUGAAAUCAUCUCGUCCAUCAGUUUCAGUCAAAAAGGUUAAGUCCAAUUCUUCUGCUGUAACCAGCAGCAAAGCUCGGUUCGUGGCCAAUAAACCCAAGAAGUUGUUAGAAGCUACUUCUAGUAAUCGCCUAGAAGGAGUUGAAGAUAAACUCAAUGAGUUGCUAGAUUCUGAUGGGGGUAUUAGCAAACGAAAAGAUGCAACUAAAGGAUACUUGAAGCUUUUGCUUGUCACUGCAGCUUCUGGAGACAAUGUUAAUGGAGAGGCAGUUCAAAGCACAAGAGAUCUGUCGAUAAUUCUUGACGCUCUCUUGAAAACAAAGUCAAGGAUGGUUUUGGCUGAUAUAAUUAGCAAAAACGGACUGCAGAUGCUGCACAACGUGAUGAAGCAUAACAGAAGAAACUUCAAUAAAACUCCCAUUAUCCGGAAGCUUCUUAAGGCCUUAGAGUAUCUAGCUGUGAAGAAGAUCCUUACCAUAGAACAGAUUAAUAGAGUUCCUCCUCGUGCUGAAAUUGAAAGCUUUAGGGAGUCUAUAUUGGAGUUGACAAGACACAGCGACGUACAGGUCCAUCAAAUUGCGAGGAACUUCAGAGAUACGUGGAUUCCUCGUCCAACAUGUACUCCUCGCCCAAACAGAAGAUAUGGUUACCCAAACAGGGAAAAUGGCAAUUUAGAAUUACACAAUGGUUCAAGCUUCAAUCGAACAUCGGUAUCCCGUAAACGAUGGCAUGAUAAUGAUGGUGUAAAACCCAUGGAAGACAUAAACUCCCACUUGCAUAUUGGGAGUUCUGAUCCUGCAACAGAUGGCUGCAGAAAUAAUGGAGCAAAUAUACGCAAGCGUAAAAGCCGGUGGGAUCAACCAGAGGUGAAUGCCAAAGUUCCAGAACGAACAGAGGUGGAUGAGAACCUGAAAGGGAAACAAAAGAUGGAAUUAAAUGCGCACCACACUGAUAUGGAGCUUGCUGGAGAGAGAAAUAUUCCUAAUGGCUGCUAUCAAUCUAAUCUUUCUCAAGGUGACUUGGUGCAGGAAAUCCAUGAUGACGCGCCUCCUGGUUUUCCAGCUCCCUUUAGCAGCAGCCCUACACUUGUAUCAAAUACUUCUUCUUCAACAGCCUCUCCGAGUAGUUUCCUCCGAGAAACUAACACAGAUUGUGGUUAUUGUGAACUGGUUACUGGGUGCAUACAGAGUCGGUAUAUGUCACACUUGACCGUGUCAUACGGGAUCCCUCUAUCAUUUGUGGAGCAGUUGGGUACAACUGAGGCAGGGGUUUUGGAUAGUUGGGUAACUGCACCAUCCAUACCCUUCCAUCCAUUUCCGCCAUUACCUCGAUUUCCUCGUGAAGAAAGCAAUUCUCUUACUUCACCAUCAUCAACUAUGAAACAUAAUGGAGGAGGAUGCAAGGAAGAAGUGCUGCGUGAAGGCAAUUGGCAUCAAGAAGAUAUAAAUAUGACAAGCACGUCUGGAAGGGCAAGGCCUCCAGAGGGAUCAGCUACCUGGGGAAGGGGUAACAACUGUAAACGGAUGGUUGAUGAGCCAAUGAGGUAUUCGUCUGCAGGCAGUGGGAAUUUGGGACAGAGGUAUUUUAGGCAACGAAAAUGGAACAGUAAUCGCAGAAAUGGUCCACCAUGGAGUGCCAGGAGGAAUAACGGGAUGGGUUGGAAAGAAAGCAGCAAUAACAGUCCAAGAAAUGGGGUACAGAAUUUAGACUUAGGCAAUGUAGAAAAUUUGCACGGUGAUAGGGGUGAGAGUGAAAAUAAAAAUAACGCUUCUACAGUGUUUCAAGAACGUCCGCAAUACGGGUAUGAAUGAUUACAGGGUUGAGGUUCUCCCUUUCUAAUCUUUAAUAUGUGUUGUCAAUUCUUUUUAUUUUUUUCCCCCAUCUUUUCUUCUUUUUAUUUCUCUAAAGUUCAAAAACUACUGGCUGAAACUAAGAGUAUGAUUCUAUUGAAUGUACCCUUGGCUAAUCAGUCCAGUAAUUCACUCCUUCAAAAGGUGUUUCAUCCCAUGUUGUACUUUUCCUUCUCCUUUUCUUUUAGGAGAAGUAAAGAUAACUGAGCUUUGUGGAAAUAAAUCGUCAUAUUGUUGAAUACAAAAUCGUUAUAUUGUUGAAUAGAACUAGUUUUUCA